Messenger RNA from Podarcis lilfordi (Lilford's wall lizard), 14881 nucleotides. NCBI's taxonomy places the organism in Eukaryota, Metazoa, Chordata, Lepidosauria, Squamata, Lacertidae. The record is from the annotation of a GenBank genome assembly.
ACGUCGUCCAUAGGCAACGGCGAUACGUCGCCAAUGCAGCCCCGCGCUGUUUGAGGGCUUGUAACAAUGGCCGCCCUAGCAACGGCAGCGCUAGCGACGGUAACCAGGAGCAACCAGGUAAAUUCUCCCCAUCACCCUCAAGCUAUAUCGAGCUUCGUCUUUGUGGGCUUCUGAGUGAGGUUCUGCUUGUGGCCGCGGGAGGAAAGGCGGAGACCGAGGGUUACACGGGACUUCGCUGGUUUCCUACACGUGUCUGAAAACUACCACCGUUGCUCCCUAUGCCGUCAGAGCCUCCAUUAACGCGUCUAUUCUUCCCGCAAAUAAAGGGAUCCGGUACCGUCAGGACCGGCUCCGCCAUGGCGCAGCGGGGAUCGGGACCCUUGGAAGGCGGCGGAUCCGCAACCGCCCAGCUUAUGGGCCUUGUUCGCAGGAACUAUUAUGUGCGUGAAAGUUCUGGUGUGCUCUGAGUUUGCCCCCAAAUGCCACAGUAAAGGAAUGAAUCUUGCUCUGUAGGGAUCUUGGAGAUACAUACAGUGGUACCUCAGGAUAAGUACUUAAUUUGUUCCGGAGGUCCGUUCUUAACCUGAAACUGUUCUUAACCUGAAGCACCACUUUAGCUAAUGGGGCCUCCCGCUGCUGCCGCAGCACAAUUUCUGUUCUCAUCCUGAAGCAAAAUUCUUAACCCGAGGUACUAUUUCUGGGUUAGCAGAGUAUGUAACCUGAAGCGUAUGUAACCCGAGGUACCACUGUAUUGCAAUGAGAUAUUGCGUUAGAAUGUUUUAAUGUGACGUUUAAAUUCCUUUAUUUGAUUUGCCAUUACAGUGGUACCUCGGGUUACAUACGCUUCAGGUUACAUACACUUCAGGUUACAAACUCCGCUAACCCAGAAAUAGUGCUUCAGGUUAAGAACUUUGCUUCAGGAUGAGAACAGAAAUCUUGUGGCGGCAGUGGGAGACCCCAUUAGCUAAAGUGGUACCUCAGGUUAAGAACAGUUUCAGGUUAAGUACGGACCUCCAGAACGAAUUAAGUACUUAACCCGAGGUACCACUGUAGUGGUUUAAUUCAACUGACUAAGAUUCAGGUGAAAGAUGACUGAAUCAGGCAUUCAUCUUUUAUUUUUUAAGCACCCUUGGCGCUGUGGGUUAAACCACUGAGCUUAGGGCUUGCCGAUCAGAAGGUCGUCGGUUUGAAUUCCCGUCACGGGGUGAGCUUCCGUUGUUCAGUCCCUUCUCCUGCCAACCUAGCAGUUCGAAAGCAUGUCAAAGUGCAAGUAGAUAAAUAGGUACCGCUCAGGCGGGAAGGUAAAGGGCGUUUCCGUGUGCUGCUCUGGUUCGCCAGAAGCGGCUUAGUCAUGCUGGCCACAUGACCCGGAAGCUGUACGCCAGCUCCCUCGGCCAAUAAAGCGAGAUGAGCGCCGCAACCCCAGAGUCGGCCACGACUGGACCUAAUGGUUAGGGUCCCUUUACCUGUACCUUAAGAUUCAGGUGAAAGAUGACUGAAUCAGGCAUUCAGCUUUUAUUUUUUGAGCACUCUUUAAAUAAUAAUAAAAAAACCCCACAGUUUUUCUGCAGUGGUUAAGAGCGGUAGUCUCAUAAUCUGGGGAACCGGGUUUGCGUCUCCGCUCCUCCACAUGCAGCUGCUGGGGGACCUUGGGCCAGUCACACUUCUUUGAAGUCUCUCAGCCUCACUCACCUCACAGAGUGUUUGUUGUAGGGGAGGAAGGGAAAGGAGAUUGUUAGCCGCUUUGAGUCUCCUUUGGGUAGUGAUAAAGCGGGAUAUCAAAUCCAAACUCUUCUCCUCCUCCUCCUCAUGUUUUGGGUAAAAUCACGGUUCUUUCAGUAAUUCAUUUGCUUUUCAACAAAAUUUCAGAACUGCAAGAUGAAAGCUGAUCAGCCUAAGAAAGCUGAAUUUCUAAGAGAAGGGGACAAACUAAAUAAAGAGUAAGUGUAUAUCUUUUAUUGUUGUAGGAAACAUAGUUUAAAAUUACAAAGAAACAGUUCUUUUUGUCAGAAAUUAUAACAGGAUAGUGACUUGGAACUCAUAUAGUUCAAUAUUCUUGGUUAUAAUAGAUGGUUAUAAUAACCUUUAAAGGAAGUAUAAUCUUUGUUCAGCUUUAAAAAGCAGACUUUUGGAUCAUUUUGUUGACCCCACCCAUAGAGUUCAUAUAUUACAAACAUGUGCAGCCCAAUCCUAAGCAUGUUUACCCAGAAAUAAGCCCUACUGUAUAACACACUAGUAAAUGUGCGUAGGAUUGUAGCUAUUAGCAAAGCCCAAUCAAAUAAGAAAAAAAUCUUAAAUCAUAACAUUUCCACUCAGUAUGAUUAGUUUAAAAGGAGCAAUAUUUCUCCUUUAUUAUGUGACUGCUGAAUUUUAUGUUACAAUAGACUUGUCCCUAAGAUAACCAUUAUGAAAUUUGAUUUGUAGUAAGGCUUUGAUCAACAUCCAAUUUAUUAUUAAUUAGCAUUCCUAAAGACAUAAGAGGACUACAUUGGAGAGUAUUGCCUUUGUGGUACUUACAUGUUUUAUGCAGCAGGGCAUUUGGCUUGAGUGGCAUUUUAAUCAGGAAAAAGUGGCAGGAUAUGUGUAUACAAUGCAGAUCUCUUGGUCAUGCCUAGUUUGCCUUAAAUGAGGUGUGUUUUUAUGGAAAUUAUAAUUUUAUAUUUUUCUGAAAGUGAUGUGGUUUAAUACUAUUUAUUGAUUCAUUUUUUACUUAUUACUAGAAUAAUUUACAGGUUCAAACUAUAGACUAAUUAAAAUUAUUUAUUGUAUUUGCUUUGCUUGGGUGAAUGCAUUUUAACUGAAAAAUAUGAGUAGUGUAUUUCUUUGUAUUGCAUGGAGACCUAACUGGUCAAAACUAUUUUUGAUUUAAUUGGUACCAAUGUAUAUUCUGUUAUUUGUCAAACAUGCAUUUUAAACCAAACUUUUUUUUUUUUUUAGACUUCUGAGCAUUGAAAGGGAUAAAAAUAUGCUUCUCUUCAACAAGAAGAGUGACUUCAGGAGGGAAUAUAACAUAUUGGAAGAACUGGAACAUCAACUGACUAAGAACCGGAAAGCAGAAAGUAAAAUAUUGUUUUCUUUAUAUAUACUUAUUCAUUUACCAGUUUGAUAAUAGCUGAAAGCAUUUCCUGCUACGUUUUAUGUCCCACAAACACCACAAAAGGUAAAGGUAGCUGUGUUGGCCCAUUUCUAAAAUCUGUAUUAGGGCAAUACCUUUAUUAGGCUAAAGUCUCACAAAAUAGUGUGCAAGCUUCAAAUUCUCCAGAAUGGUAAACAAAACAAUGAGCGGAGAGAGGAAAAUGCUGGGUGGUAAAGUCACGAGUUUGAAUCUUGUAGGAACCUUAAGAUGAAACUUGGGAGAGGGUAGCACGUGUGUGUGAAUAAGGCUCUGUAGUAUUGUAACUGCUCAUUUUAUCUAAAUUAUAAUGUCAGUUACAAUGAACAAAAAUGAAAAUGAUUUUUAAACUUGCAUUUUCAGUGUGUAUAAAAUAUUUUUGCCCAACUUUUUCUUUAAAGAAUAAAAUAUCUCCCCCCCUCCCCGCUUUAAAAACAGGUAUGUGCACAUGUUACAGCAUCAAAAUUCCCAAAUGCAGCCCCUUCUUAAGAUCAUUUUUGGAAGAACCGUACUUCCUAUUAGGUGCCAUGGGAGAUUUACUAGAAUCAGCAGUUGCUCCACUCACAGAUUGGGCUCUUAAGCUUCCCCUUCAAAUGUCAUCCCCCUGAAAAGCUGCCUGCCAAGACUGGGAGGCCUCCAAAGUGGCAUCUUAAAAGGCAUGAGAACUACCAUCAGAAUGAGUUUUUUGCUCCUCUCUGCCAUGAGUUAGAGCAGUAGUCUUCAACAUUUUCAGACUUAGAACCCACAUUUAACCAGGGUGGAUUUGAUUUAAAUCACUAGUCAGUAAGACUUGAUUUAAAUCAUUUUUUUUUACAGAAAGACUCAUUCUUGCUGGUAUAAUCUUAAUAUUUACAACCAGAUGAAGGUUUCAUUUUUGGAAUAAUAAAUUUCAGAGUAGUUUUUACACUUCUGUCAAAAAUUACUGAUUUGGUUAUACUGUUAGAAAUACAUAGACAGAUAAUUAUGAAAUUAUUGUGAGGUUUAAUAAGUUAACUGUUUAUAUUUGGACAACUUUUCUUCUGUACUUUAUUGGAAGGAGAAAAUAAUAUUUUCCUUAAUAACAAUUUAAACAAUUUAUUUAACUAAAACAAUAACAUUACAGCAUCGGUAUCCAUGUUUGUUAACUGAUGUGGUUAAAUGUUGUUGUUUUUUUAAAAAAAACUUAGGCUGAGUUUUAGCACACAUGAAAAACUUAAAACAAAUCCUUAUUUCCUGAUGAAUAGCCUUUGGACUAUAAUGUAACUUAGAUAGAAAACCAUCUUUAGAAAGAUUUUUCCUCCAAAAGCAUUUUAUUUUAAAAAUCCAAUUUAAAUUUAAAAAAAAUCAAAUUUAAAUUUAAAAAAUCUGAUUUUUUAAAAAAUCAUUGAUUUUUCUCCACCCUGCCUUUAACCCAAACAUGCAUUUUGCAAGCUAUUUAUUAUUGCCAUAUAUUAGUGUGGUGUAGUGCUUCUGUUGUCACCCAUCAUAGAUGAGUCUACAAACCAGUAGUGGGUCCUGCCCUACUAAUCAAAGACCAGUGAGUUAGAAGAAAUAUUUUCUGCUCACAACUUGCAGAGGAGGUGCUGGUUGGAUCUCACUUAUAAUUUAACACUCUGGUUGUGUAAAAGUUGUUGCUACAAAUUGAGAAUUUACUAAUAAGUGUAUGUAUAAAGAGGCAUGCUAACAGAUACCUGCAUACUUUCUUGAAAGUAAUCCUGUUGAACAUGGAGGCACAUUUGAGUAAAUACGCAUAGGAUAGUCUGUAUGACGGAUAACAUAACAACAUUCUGCAGAAGAUGUUCCAUUCUCUGUGUAUUUUGGUUAUAUGAAACUAUCAUUAACACCCAGAUCCUAAAUACACUGUUCAUUAUCCAGAUCUCCUUGAACUUUCAGAUGUGCUCAUAUUGCUCCUGGAUGAAAGGUUUUCUAUUUUCACUUAAAUGAAAGGGCACCUCUGCCAGCAUGUCCUUCUUAUUUGUGAACUGGAAUACCUGCGCCCUUAAGUAAUUGUUGAAUUGGGGCAGCAAACAUUAUACUUAUUUCUGUAGAAUUUCCUUAGAAUGGACUGAAGAUGUUUUAAAAUGAAGGUGUAAGGUGAUUUAUUUAUUUUUUUGCUUACUUUCACAGAAGCUAAUAUCCAACAAAAACUGGGCAGAAUUUAUAAUAAUGUUAAAGGACUCCAGCGACAAUUAAAACAUGUGAAGCCAACCCCAGAAUGUAAGUCUUUUCACUAAUGUUUUUGCUAGGAAAAAGAAAAUCCUUAUAAUUUGCCUGAAUAAUUGUGUUGCGGAUUGACACUUUCCCUGUGUUUUAGCUCUGAAAGGGUUUUCAUUAUGCACUUGGCUGAUAUUGGAUUAAACUGAACACAGUUGCAGCCCAGUUUACAAAGUCUGCAGUCCUCUGCUCACAUACUAGGGACUUAAUCUAAUGGAAGUCAGUGAGACUUAUUUCUGAGGAAACCUUCAUUAUAUCAUGCUGAAGGUCUCUUCUGUGUUGGCCUGCAACGUAUAAGAGCAGGGAUCUGCCAAACUGCUGUUAUUCAAUGAACGUUAAUUCUGCUUUAGCUGUGAUAGGUGGAAGUGUCAUUUCGUUAUGUGAUCAAGCUCACUUGUUUGUGCGGUGGUAAUAAUAAUAAUAAUAAUAAUAUAUUGUACCCCACCCAUCUUACUAGAACUGGAUUAUUAUAGAUCUAUUCCUGACAUAAAUUCACUAGGUACCUGUUGAAGGAUAUUUGGAACUGUAGAUGAUGUUUGCAUUAGCAGAAAUGGCCUGGUUUUAUCUCAUUUCCCUUUUCUUUAAAUUUGGUUAUUUUACAAUGUGUUAGUAUUUUUAAAGCAUCUGCUGUGAGCAAACCUCUCUAUCUUAAUAUAUAAACAUAACUUUCUCUCUAUUUUGUAGUUGUUGACAGACUCAGAGAAAUGAUGGAAGACGCUGAAAUCUCAAUAAAUGCUUUUAAAGAAGAACAGCGACAAAAGUAUUUUAUUUUUAUUUAAAGCAUUAAUAUCCUGACUGUUUUUGAUAGAGCUAAGGUGGUUAAUAGCAAAGUUAAAUCAACAUAACAACACUAGAAGCAGAACAGAGAAUAAAAAGUAACUACUAAGUUUCUAGCAGUUAAAAGUUGUUCAGUUUAACAUUUAUGGGUUGAAAUCCGGUCCUUAAAAGGAAGGUUUUAGCAAUUUAAGCCUUUUUAAAAUGGUUUUAGCAAGCCACUUAAAAAGGGGCAUGGUGUAAGUCCUUUUGGAGAGAGUUCCAGAGUCUGGGCACAGCUACCAUGAAAGCCCUCUUAUCUUGUAGAUCAUAUGCUCUGGUUUUAAAUCUGAUAGUUGUUAUACUAGAAGAGCCUUUCCCAACCUGGUGCCCUUUAGAUGUUUUUGACGACAUUUCUCAUCAGCCUCAGCCAGCAUGGCCAAUGAUGAAGUAUUAUGAGAACUUUACUUAAGAAGAGGCAUAGGCAAACUCCGGCCCUCCAGACGUUUGGGACUACAAUUCCCAUCAUCCCUAGCUAACAGGACCAGUGGUCAGGGAUGACAGUAUUUCCCAAUUUUCAGGAAUGCAUGCCGCCCUACAUCUACAUAGACAAGAGAGUGUUUAUAUGACCUUUUGGCAUAAAUACUGUCUGAAAACUUACUAUUCCAACGUUUUGCUUCCACUGUCAGGCUCCAAUUGUUGAAUACAUCCAAUAAUGUAGGCAUCCUCAGUGGGAUUUUUGACUUUGAUCAGCUUGCCUUCCAAAACUACAGUGGUGCCCCGCAAGACGAAUGCCUCGCAAGACGGAAAACCCGCUAGACGAAAGGGUUUUCCGUUUUUGAGUUGCUUCGCAGGACGAAUUUCCCUAUGGGCUUGCUUCGCAAGACGAAAAUGUUUUGCGAGUCUUGAGAUUUUUUUUCCGCUCCCCCCCCUUAUCUAAGCCGCUAAGCCUUUAAUAGCCUUUUAGCAGCUAAUCCGCUAAGCCGAUAAGCCUUUAAUAGCCGCUAAACCGCUAAUAGCGCUAAUCCAUUAAGCUGCUAAUAGGGUUGCUUCGCAAGACGAAAAAAUCGCUAGACGAAGACACUCGUGGAACGGAUUAAUUUCGUCUUGCGAGGCACCACUGUACUUUUACAAAUCUACUCAGUUUCAAACAUAUUUUUCCAGGCAAGCAUGGUUGGUACUAGUCACAUAGUUAUCCAGAUCUUACUGUCUUUAGGAUUGUUGGAUAGUUAUUUUGCUAAUUGUUAAUGGUUUAUUAAUUAUGCUUUUAUUUAAGAUAUGAGGAGCUUCUGAGAGAGGAGAAGACAGCUACUAAUGAGAUUAAUGCAUUGGAGAAAAAAAUUGAGCUCUGGGCAUUAGGUACUUCAGCAACAGGAAAUACGCCUAAACAAGGCAUGCUUGUAGUGGAUAAAAAGACACAAAAUCACCUGCCUCCUGGAGUAGUUGAGCUUGAUAAAUUCCUUCAACAGACAGGGGGCAAGCAAGGAGGUUGGGAUGUAUAUGAUCACCAAGAAUUUUUGAAAUUGUGGACAAAGCAUAAAGGAAAACCAUCGUACAUUGAUGAAGUCCUUGAUCAUCUUCCUGACAGAACAAGGGAAGAUAUUCUGCAGCAUGAGAAAUGGUAUCAAGAAUUUCUGAUUUUAGAAGCACAAAAAAAGGAGGUGAGAUAAUGUUGCUAAUUAGCGUUUGCCAUUUUAACAACUUUGUGUCAAAAACAAUGGGACAGUUCACCCUCUUUUCUUCAUCUCUAGCUCUGCUGCUAUGGCUUUCUUUUCCUUUGCUGGUAAGCAGGACAUGCUAAAGGUAAAGGGAUCCCUGACCAUUAGGUCCAGUCGUGGCCGACUCUGGGGUUGCGGUGCUCAUCUCGCUUUAUUGGCCGAGGGAGCCAGCGUACAGCUUCCGGGUCACGUGGCCAGCAUGACUAAGCCGCUUCUGGCGAACCAGAGUAGUGCACGGAAACGCCGUUUACCUUCCCACCGGAGCGGUACCUAUUUAUCUACUUGCACUUUGACGUGCUUUCGAACUGCUAGGUUGGCAGGAGCAGGGACCGAGCAACGGGAGCUCACCCUGUCGCGGGGAUUUGAACCGCCAACCUUCUGAUCAGCAAGUCCUAGGCUCUGUGGUUGACAUGCUACUUUUUAAAUAUUCAGUAGGUGGUAGUAUUCUGUCAUUUUAUCCAGAAGAAAACAGUAUUGUGCCUUUGAGAGAAAAACGUGUCCUUCAUAGUGUUUUGUACAGGGCUACUCCUCCCACCUUGCAAACUUUAUUGUUCAAUACCUCGGCUUUGUACUAUCAGAGGGCAUAACUUUGCAGCCUUAGACACACACUUAGUUGCUUCUCUAAUCACCAGCUGUAUUGGUAUUGACCUGGAGUCACUGUGGCCAUCACUAAGCCACUUCCUAGCUUCUUUUGACUUACCCCACCUUCUGGUUGUGAGUGCCCACUCCAUAGCUACCACCACUCUAUUUUUCUGUUCUCUCCUUAGGACCCCUUGGCGUCAGCCCCUUCUCUAGAAAUUGAGUGAAAUAUGAAAGUUGCUAUUGCCCUCCACGAACAUAUCCCCAACAUCCGUCCGAGCCAGUCCAAUCAGGGAUGUGCCACUUCAUCCUAGUGGCCACUGACCCUAGUCUUAAUUAUUUAUAAAAACAGUUUGUUUUUUUAAAGAACCCAGAUACUCUGUCAAUUAAAAAAAUUAAAGAUUGCUAAAAAUAUUGUUUCGUCCAAGGAUUACAUGCCCAGGUUUUUGGGUAACAAAAUUGUAAUCCUGAUCAUUUCCUGAACAGUUUACAAAGUAAGGGUCAGUCUGUACAUUACUUUCACUGCAUAGAGGCUUCAUUACAUGGUAGUUUUUAAUUUGUGGGGAACAGCUUAGGAUACAGGUGUGGCAUUUUUUGCCAUACUAGUACAUACCUUUUCUUUCUGGAAUUUUGUGCUGGCAAACAUAAUCUGAAAUCUCUUAAAUUGCAGUGGAAUUUAGGCAAUAGGUCUAAGCAGGUAACUUGGGAAUAAGUAUGUGUGGCGUUCGUACGGAGCCCCCGGUCGUCUCACGGACUAUUGUACACCACUAAUCUGCUGCCACCAACCAGGUCCUCCCUGGUAAAAUCACUUCAGUCUCAGUCAGCUUUUCAAUUAAUAAAGAAGAGUGUAUUUUAUUUCAGACACAAACAAAACUUUUACAGCAUUCCAAACAUUGUUGCUCUUUACUUUGUUAGUCUUAUUUUCCUCUCUCUAUCUCUUUUAUCUCCCCACACUCAAGAACCCACUGCCCUAACUGUCUCUCUAUUCACAACUGCCUUUUCCAACUGCCUUUCCCAACCAGCCAACCCACUAAAACCAACCAACUGCCCACCAACAACUCCUAAUGAACUCCCCCCAGAACUCCUCCCAGAACUAGUUUUAUAGACCCACUGACUCCACUUCCCUGGGUCCUGUCUGUGCAACCUAUUUAACUAUUUCCCCUCCAGCACUCUCUCAUAUAUGUUAAUGUCACAGUAUGGAGUUACUCAUUCUGCCUGAACCUUGUGUUAAAGCCCAACUGCUGCUGCUUCUUUGCAGAUUUGAAUGAGAAGGGAGUAGUUUGCCAUAGAGAAGCUUUAGGUAGGUAGAUGAAACUUAUUUUUCCCACAAUAUGGGGCUUCCCCAUAGCUGGCAAGAAAAUAGUUGGGUUUUGUGUGUGUGUGUGUGGAAUUGUGAUGUUGAUUUGGGAAGUGGCAACUAAAAGGAUUAAAUGCCUCCUCCCACCCAAAGUUCUUCCCUGCAAAUUGUGCCUGCUUGGCCCAGAUUUCCAUAGGAGAAUCGAUGACUAGGCCAAUGAUUUUCAACCAGUGUACCGUGGCACCCAGGGGUGCCUUGAAUGAUGAUCAGGGGUGCCACAGGCAACACUGGCCUCUGUCCCUCUUUUGUCUCUGCCUCCCAAAGGCUUGCACAGCUGUUUGUUGCAGGAGCCAAGGCUACAAUGUGCUCCGCAGGCAAAUGGUGCCUCUGGGGCUGGCCAGGGGGUGCUGGUUGCCAGGAGCUGAGGUGGCCUUGGAGUAAGCAAGGAAGCAAGCAGUUAAGGGAGCCCAGGCAGCCAGCCUGCCAUCCCUUGCUGUUGGGAAUAGACAGACAAGCCCCAGGUCCCUAUGGGGCAGUGUGAGGAGGCACCUCUCUUUGGGGCAGGAGGGGCAGCUCAGAGACCCGGGUGGCAGCUGCAACUGCCCAGAGGACUCACAAGGAGAAGGGAGAGGAGAGGAGGCUGAGGGAACACUCCACAAGGGAGGAUGAGAGGCUGCCAGCUCUGUAGGCAAGGGGUAACAUCACAGGGCUCCUGAGCCCCACAUGGGGGGCUGCGCUGCAGAAAUAAUGUAGUCGGUUAAGGGAGCUGUGGAGUUGAAAAGGUUGAAAACCUCUGGACUAGGCAUUAAAGAAGUUGGGGCAAAACCUGUAAUUUGCCUUAAGUUAAAUGCCAAAGGCAUGAAUGAGUCAAUGCCAGCUACAUUAUGGCAGCCCUGUUUAAAUCAAGAAGACAACAACAGUGAAGUGGGUUACAGAACUGCCUCUUAUAUGGCAAGGCUUUAUACAGACUGGUUAAGUAAAUACUACAGUAAGCCCACAACUUACUCAGGAGUUAUGUUCCGGGGAUUGCAUCUAAAGCCAAAAUUACAUUGAGUUCAGUGGCAGAUGGGAUUGCCGAAGUCAUUUUAUUGGAACCCCGCCUCCUUUUCACCCCCUUUAAUUUUUUUCAAAAAUAUUUGCCACAUAAAGCUGAAUAUGCACAGGUUAAAUGCGCAUAAAUUGCAAGCUUCCUUUAUUGGCAUUUGAUGCGGAGGGUUCAAAGCAUUGUUAAGUGGUUUGUUGAGGAAAAUCUCAUAAGAUUCUGUUAAGAAACCACACCUACUUUUUCACUCUACAUGAAAAAUAGCCAAGUUCCUAAUUGACAUGAGUUUCUAAUAGUAAGGAUUUUGAAAUAUAUUGUUCAUUUUUGAUAGCCCUCAGAAAGCUGGAACUAAUGUGACAAUAUAAUCUGCUUUAAUUGGUCUGUUCUAGUCCAUUCAAGAAUGGAAGAUAAAAAAGCUACAAGAGAGAGAGAAAAUCUUAGCCCAGAAGAAGAAGAAGCCAGAGGAAGGGCUCACUACAGCUAUACUACAGCAUGCAGCAGCCCAGAAGCAAAAAGUUGAAGAGGAAAGGAAAAAACGACUGAAAGAACUUGAAUUGUGGAAAAGGCAAAAAGCAAUAGAAUAUUCAAUGAAACAGGCUGCUCAGCUACAAGCAGAGGAAGAGAAGGAGAAGAAAAAGCAGAAGGAACGGCAGCGGCAAUGUCAUAUAAAGUUGCUGUUGGAAGACUAUAGUAGGCAGAAAAAGGAGGAGGAAGAGCUUUUGAGAUUUGAGAAGAAAAAGAGAGAGGAAGCUGAAAGGGAAGAGAAGAGAAGAAUUGCUGCAGAAGAAAUUCUUAAGUUCCAAGAGCGAGUGAGUAUUGAUCUCCUGCAUAUUUACUUCACAUUCCUCCUUGUGUAGCAAAACAGAACAAAGAUACCAAAAUACAUGGUAUCAAAAUGCACGACAAGUUUCUUAGCAAUACAUGUUGAUCUUUACACCUGCAUUUAAUUGGUGCUGUCUGUGGUGCAGCAACAAGUCCCAUUGCUUACUAUUACAGGUUUAUCUCUUUGCCCAGGUAUCUCUUUGCCCAGGGUGAAUAAGAAUUGAGACAAACGUGUGAGCGUUCAAUUGCUGUAUAACACUGGAACCAAUACUUGGAGCUGCAUGUCUCCUCCUCCCGGAAAAGGGAGAAGGACUAGCUACAUGUGCGGUUUCCAAAGCAUACACCCUCCACCUUCAAGGCUGCAUGCUGGGUUCCUUCCUCCUCCCCGGGCAACGUUCUUCAAGUGGGCAGAGAGAAAAGCAAUGGGUGAGACAAAUAAUUCCAAAGCUUUGCAUUGGAAAUAUGUGCCCCAAUUGGCCCUCUCUCUCUGCAGGAGUGGGAAAUGGAGAGAAAGAAAUGCAAGUAUACUGUGGCCAGUUUGUUAUCUGUACUUUCUCUGUUAGAGAGGUGGUAGUAGUAGUAGUAGCAGAAAUAGAUAGAUAGAUAGAUAGAUAGAUAGAUAGAUAUUACUUAUACCCUGCCCAUCUGGCUGGGUUUCCCAAGAUGACAGUGCUGGCUGAUAUUUCCCUCUCCCCUUGAUGUGGGUUGGAGAAAGAGAAUAUUUCUGUAUUUUAUCUCUGAAAUGUAUUUGUCACCCUUCAGAUAAUUGACACUUAUUGGGCAGUUACAAAACAGUAAAAGAAAAGUGAGUAUUUUUCUUGGGGAAGCUAAGAAUUGGAUUCAGGCAAGGCAAAUGUGUAUCCUACUCCUGCUGUUGUUAAACUGGCUGAGUCUUGCCCCCUCACCCCUCAAAGAGACCUCAUGGUUGGUUGGUUGGUUGGUUGGUUUGUGUCAGAAAGUUUACAUACCAUUUGCUUGUAAGUAUGCCUCUAAGUGGUUUACAGAAGUAUAAAAUAAAUAAAAUUAUCAUUAAAAACAGUUGUUUAAAAUACUUAAAAGAUUGUUAAAAUCAACAGUACCUAAAAGAAAUAAAACACAUGUAACUUCUACAUGUCUGGAUAGGCUCACUGAAACAAAAAUGUUUUAAGCGGCUGCUAAAAAGAGUCAGUGAAGAUGCCUGCCUGACGUCAGUAGGUACAGAGUUCCAAAGUAGGUGGUGCACUUUGCACAAGAACCAACUGCCCUGCAGCAGGGGAGCUAAAAAUGGUUCAUAACAGCCACCUCUUCUAAUAGCAUGUUUUACUCUCUUAAUAGUAUGUUCUUGUUCUUACUGAUCUAAUUAAUGUAAGCCGCCCCGGGAGCCUUGUUGGUUGAAGAGGGAAUAGAAAUAGUUUUAAGUAAAUAAACAUUACAAAAACCAAGAUAUUCUAAGAUAAAGGUCGCUGCAUAAAAUAACUAAAACCUCUAAAAGUUGGGUAUGUUUAAAAGAGUGGAAAAAUAAAAGCUUGUUUGACUAGUGCUAAAAUGAGGACAAAGUGGGUGCCAGGCAAGCCUUCCUGCGGGGAGAACAUUCUGCAACUCAGAUUCCACCCCCAAAAAGGAACCCCUGUCUCUGCCUGCCUUACUUCCAAAGCCUGUGACGUCUGGAAAAGAGUCUCUAGAGUAGAUAUCAUAAUGUAUGCAGAUUAAUUGAGCAGAUACAACCAUGCAGAUCCCAAAAGAUGUGCACCAGCGCGCAGAGUUAAGCCUGGAAGGGAACAGUGACCCAUUGAGGAUGUGGAGAAAGCACAGUGCUUAAUGGCAGCUUGACAUUCAUGAUCUUCUAGGACUUGGGGAGGGAAGUUUCUAUAAAUGAAAAUAACUCCCUCCCUGUGUCCUCUGGGGAAUAAAUAGUGCAAAAGUGGGAAAGGUCAGGCAAGGGUAUGAAGGAUGGGGGGGGGGUGAACUCCCACCCUGAUUAUUUGUAAGGUUAACUUAGCAGAGGGCUUUGUGUACUAACUUUCACUGAACGUUGCUCCCAAAAAGAGUUGGUUGAUCUUGGUUAUUUAAACACUGUUGCAUAAGAAGAUGCUUUGUUUUGCUUGAAAAUUAGUACUAUUAAUUCUAAAGAGAUUUUUUCCCACUGUAUUUUAUUCUUUCGCUGUAUUUUAUUCAGGAUUUAUCUAAAGUUGUGUUUAAGAUUCAAGAAAAACAGGCAAAGGAAGACGAAAAAAUAGAAAAAGAAAGAAGAUUGAGAGAAAAGUUGAGAGAGAAGGUAAUACAUGAAUUUGUCAUGCAGCUCAUCAUAAUCCAUUUGUUCACACUAACACCCCAUUUCACACACCACCCAUUCCCUCCUCCCAUUGACUCCAUUCGAAAUUUCCCAUCCAUACACCACCACAUGCAAAUUGCAGCAGCUGAGAGCUGAACUUGGAUCAGGACGAGGUAUUGGGGACCUUGACACGCCUCUUCCAGCAAUGAUCCUAAACCAUAUUAAACCCUUGAUACCUGUAGUUUGCAUUGCUGAAAAAGGAAUGAAUGGAUCAUUUUUGGUAGUAUAGUCAGGAGGCAUUGGUGGUCUGAUCUGCUGUAGAGAGUGGAGAACUUUAAAGCUUUGCCUACCUUGAUGGCCCUGAUCUGACUCAGGGAGGAUUCUCCCCUUAGAAUUUUUUAUUUUUAACUGAAAACCUUAGGGGUUCCCCCUUGAAAAUGCUGAUUCUUCUUCAGUUCCAUUUUUGUUAGAACUCACAUUAAAUAUUUGUUUUAAUCACAAAGUGAGUCCAAGGUAAAACAACAACAACGGACGGCUGCAUUUUGGCUUCUACAUAAUAGCUACUGUUUGCAGUUGCCUUUUAGGAUGAUUUUUAAAGUUUUCACUGUCAACAGGUUGGAAUGAAUGUACCUCGAGACCCACGUAGGCUGUUGAAGCCUACAAAAGUUUGGGAAGAACGAACGAAAGAGAUUGGACCAGAAGGUUCCGGGCCACUUCUGCAUAUUCCGCACAGGUAAGGAAACAAAAGCUAUUUGUAUGUUUUAAUGUAAUUCAUCCCAGAAUGUUUACCCAUCUUUAUUUUUACAGGGCUGUCCCAAGCUGGCGACAAGGACAAUAGUUGGUUGGCUGCACAGUUUUAUUAGAAGAUAAGCAAAGCAUGUAUAAAUUUCCUGAAUAAUUGUUUUCCUAUUCCUGUUAUUGUUUUUGUAAGACUUUAUUAUGUAAUAAAUGAUGUAUGUUUUAUAUAGGGUAUGAAUUUAUGUAAAUUUGCAUUCUAUGUCAUGUAUAUUUUAUCUUUUAUUUAACAUCCUUAUGUAGAUUACACCAAAAAUUACUAGUAAAAUGUGUAAAAAUGCGCUGUUUCUUACUUUAUUUGAAUUUUCUUAUUUCCCCC